AUGCCUCACCGCGUGGCCACUUUCUUUCGUGCAAGCUCGCACUCUGUCGACCUGCUCGAGAAGGAAUUUACCAAAGCCGCCAAGGGAAGUAUAUCGCGAAACAAACCGGCCUUAAAUCGAUCACUCUCUCCACCACAACACAGCAGUGGCCCUGAUGAUAGAAAUACGAGGUUACAAGAAUCACACAAACGAAUUCAUAUCCCCGGCUUAUACUCCCCAAGAAGCUGUUCUCAAAAAUUAUUACUAGCCACGAGCUCCCUAGAUGUCGAGAUCGAAUCGCCACCCUUAGUUUUCUACGGUCCAACAACCACUAGCUCGGGUGCUCUUCUCUCAGGUCAAUUGAUACUCCAAGUCCAACACGAGACAAUUGCUAUCGAGUCUUUCAAAAUGAGUCUAGACCUAGAAUUGACUCACAAGAGACCCCAUCAUACACACUGCCGAAACUGUAGGAAACAUAAAACUGUCCUAGAGAGCUGGGUGUUUCUCAACGUUCCAACAACAUUGCCAAAGGGCCUCCAUAAGUUCCCAUUCAGCUGGAUUCUCCCCGGCCAUCUUCCUGCAAGCACUCAAGGUACUCUAUUCCAAAUCGAGUAUAAUCUGCACGCAGAAUUGGCCCUCAGUGGUGUUGAACCCGUCAAACUUUGCAAGGAACUCGAUAUACGGCGUGCUAUAAUGCCGCCCGAUGGGCCUAGAAGCUCCACUCGUAUUUUUCCACCAACAGACCUCACUGCUUAUUGUCAGCACCCUACGGCUAUCCACCCGAUUGGUACUUCGACUGUUUCAAUUCGAAUCGAUGGAUGUGUAAAGAAAAGUGUUGACGCAAGUACACAACGUCAAUGGAAGUUAAAGAAACUUUACUGGCAUCUUGAAGAGAAGCAAAGAAUUACUUCGCCCCCCUGCUCAAAACAUGCAAUGAAACGACCAGGUCACGAAGGGGAAGAUAAAGGAGUGACCCACACUGACGUUCGUAUUAUUGGUGAAGGCUACUUCAGAAUGGGCUGGAAAUCAGACUUUUCCGUUCCUGACGGGAGGAUAGAAGUAGAAUUCCCCUUUGCCAUUCGACCCGGUGCUCAACCUCUCUGUGACAUGAAGAGCGACAACGAUACCGAGGUUUCGCAUUCCCUUGUUGUCCAGAUGGUAUUCAUCGAAGAAAUAAUGUCGAAGCUGACUACAUCUGAGGAUAUACCGACAGGCGCCGCAAGAGUUUUAAGGAUGCAUUUCAAUGUAAUAGUUACCGAAAGAUCCGGCCUAGGCAUAUCCUGGGACGCAGAACAGCCACCACUCUACGAGAACGUUCCAAUGAGCCCACCGCGGUAUGAAAAAACUACUAUAAACGAGAUUGACUCAAUCCCCACCUAUCAAAGCCUGAGUUCAACUGAGUCGCUUGGGUCAAGUCUGGACCAAAUACGGUCUGUGGCCCACACAAACUCGACUCCCCUACACGGGAUUCCGAAAAUAUUGUGUGGGUCAGGGCGACCAGCAAUGAUGACAUGA
Molecule: messenger RNA, 1494 nt
Organism: Blumeria graminis f. sp. triticale
Lineage: Eukaryota; Fungi; Ascomycota; Leotiomycetes; Helotiales; Erysiphaceae
Source: the annotation of a GenBank genome assembly